AUGCAUGUGCCGUUUUUCCUGGACACAGUUUUGGAUACUCUGACUGCGGGCACUUGUAUUCCGGUCGAAGCAUUGGCCAAACGUCUUCUCGAGUUACGAUUGCCACGCGAAGUUAUCGACACCAGCACCAAAAUGGCCCUGGGUCGCGGUCACUAUGGUCAAGUCACUAAGGCACUGUUAAGACCGGUUGUCAUGGCGGCCGGAGCUACGACAAGGGAGGCUUUUGAAGAGGAGACGACUGGAUCUAGACCCAUCCAUUUGGCAGCGGGUCCAUGUUUGCCGGUGGCCGUGAAACGGCCCGUCCCAGACCGGUAUUCAAGUUUAGUCUGUUUCCGCAGCGAACUCCGUCUAAUGGCCAGACUCCCAGCCAACCGGAAUGUCGUUCAGCUCUUGGGUGUGGUCUUCGGUUUCCGGCCCAGCCUGGUCGAUGCAAUGUUGGUGCUCGAGUUCUGCGAGAAGGCCAGUCUGAGUGAUUACCUUCAGGAGCAAGUCAAGUUUUCUUAUUUAAUUACCCUGGCGCCUUGGUUGUAUCCGGCCCUUGUAGAGAAGGUCGUCAUUCUCAGGCACUUUAGACGGUCUUAUUUGGGGGCAGCAUCUCGGACCUCGUUGAUGCAUCAGGCCAGCCUCAGCGUAUUGGCUUCCGUUAAAGUCAUCUUUAAAUUAGACCAUUUCAUCGAAGCGCUCAGGAGGCUGGCCCGACUGUCUAUACACUUUCGGCUUUUUCAUGAUCUGGAGGAUUUUGUGUUUAUUCUGGCAUUUAACCUGUUUCUAACCGCCGGCUACAGAUGCACAAUUGGACAGCAACGAGAGAUGGGAAUGCGACAUGCUAUGGAGGCAGGGUAG
Messenger RNA from Protopolystoma xenopodis, 843 nucleotides. Lineage: Eukaryota; Metazoa; Platyhelminthes; Monogenea; Polystomatidea; Polystomatidae. The record is from the annotation of a GenBank genome assembly.